Centrocercus urophasianus (Greater sage-grouse) is the source of this 385-nucleotide messenger RNA. It is a transcript of the gene PGLS, whose product is annotated as 6-phosphogluconolactonase. The transcript has a single exon. The record is from RefSeq and is a predicted model, not a curated record. The annotation marks the transcript as partial. Gene Ontology annotation, biological process: carbohydrate metabolic process. NCBI's taxonomy places the organism in Eukaryota, Metazoa, Chordata, Aves, Galliformes, Phasianidae.
UCCGGCCGCCGCCAUGCCGGGCCGCAUCUCGGUGUUCCCGUCCCCGCAGGAGCUGGGCUCGGCCCUGGCGCAGCUCGUCGUGCAGCGGGCGGCCGGGAGCGGCGGCCGCUUCUCUCUGGGUCUGUCCGGAGGCAGCCUGGUGGGGCUCCUGGCCCGGGAGCUGCCCUCAGCCGCCUCCACCGGAGCCGCCAACGGGUCGGGCCCGUGGCUCUUGGCCUUCUGCGACGAGCGCCUGGUGCCCCCCGAGCACCCGGAGAGCACCUUCGGGGCGUACCGGGCUCAGCUGCUGCCGCGGCUCCCGGCGCCAGCCCCGACGGUCCUCGCUGUCGCUCACGGGCUCUCUCCGAACGCCGCGGCGGCGGAUUAUGCCGAGAGGCUGCGAGAG